GUCUUUUCAAUCAGUGAAGAUAACAUCUUGUCCAUCCAACAGUUACCAUGGUAUGAGACUGUUGCAGAUAUCAGUGGACACGCUGUCUCGGGGGUUUAUAGUGUCCACUGUGGAUGCCAGCGACCUCCUCUACCCGCCCAAGGAUGGAGUAUUUGUCAUGGAGGUUUUUACCUGGACGGGGCUGGUUGGGACAAGAGGAACCGCUGUCUGGUGGAAGCUGAACCCAUGCAGAUGGUCCGUCCCAUUCCCACCAUGCACUUCAAACCUGUGGAAAACCGCAAGACGGCAGCCAGGAGACCUGUGUCUGUGUCACUACUUCCUGGAGCGUUCGGGUGGGGCAGCUCGACCUCAAAACCGGAGCUGUGACCCCAGACCACUGGAUCAUAAGAGGGACUGCUCAUCUCGUCAGCCUGGACAACAAAAGGCCUAAACACACACACACACACACACACACACACACACAUAUACACAUACACACUCACACGUUGACUCUGACACACUUAAUGUUUAAGCUCUUUAUUACUUUAUAUGUUUUUUAUAAAUAACAUUCUUAUUUGUGACCUUCAAGUCACAUGGCUCUGAAAGACGGCAAUUUAAAAUGUACUUCUCAUAUGUGUGGCAUUCUGUUAAUCAGGAUCUCACACCUGGCCUUCAACAAUAAAUGGACUGAGUAAGGUCUCUCUCUCUCUCUCUCUCCUCUUUUUUUUGUCUCCUUUCUCAGCUGGCCGUCUCUUCACAGACCCCUUUUUAACCCUGCUCAAACAGACACUUACACACACACAUACACAGAGGAAUGGUCUACCACUUUCUUUUACUGGAAAUGUGCUUCUUUGCCACAUCUGGAUCAAGUGUCUGGGCGUGCAAGUGUCUGUUGUGCUCAUUGUAUUCCUUAGUAAUCUAAUGAGCUGUUAUACAUUGUGUGAAGACACUAAUGUGCUGUAACAGUUCUGUGAUGAAUCACAUUUGGGGAAUGAGCGCUUUAGUUUUGGAUUACACUGAAUUCAAACUGUUUUUAUGAAGCACAUAAUAUAUCACAUUUACAGUUAUUGACCAGACAGUCCUGGAAAUACAAAUCAGUUACGAUCUUUAUUUGUACAAAAGACCGUCAUUGGUAUCUGUACAUCCUUAAACCAAAGAAUAAUAUUUUCAAUUUGUGAAAAUUAUAUUUGUCCUUGGUUUGCCACACUCUGAUUCACAGAAACUUUCACACAGCAAGACC
This is a messenger RNA of Anarrhichthys ocellatus (wolf-eel), 1219 nucleotides long. Its product is annotated as dynein heavy chain 2, axonemal-like. Lineage: Eukaryota; Metazoa; Chordata; Actinopteri; Perciformes; Anarhichadidae. The record is from RefSeq and is a predicted model, not a curated record. The coding region runs from base 53 to 430 and encodes 125 amino acids. The transcript is spliced from 3 exons.